This is a messenger RNA of Pistacia vera, 2850 nucleotides long. RefSeq names its product flowering time control protein FCA. The coding region runs from base 149 to 2446 and encodes 765 amino acids. NCBI's taxonomy places the organism in Eukaryota, Viridiplantae, Streptophyta, Magnoliopsida, Sapindales, Anacardiaceae. Gene Ontology annotation, molecular function: protein binding; mRNA binding. Gene Ontology annotation, cellular component: ribonucleoprotein complex; cytoplasm; nucleus. The transcript is spliced from 19 exons. The record is from RefSeq and is a predicted model, not a curated record.
ACACAGAGGAGACCGUUAUUAUGGCAGCAGCGAUAACAACAACGGCAACGGCGGCAGCAGCUACAAUUACGACAACUACAACAAUAAUGAUAACCAGGAUUCUCACUACAACCGUCACAGUCGUCCCUCUCGCUUCUCCGACGGUCCUAUGAGUCGCUACAACAACAAUAAUAAUAGUAAUAAUCAAGACUCUUAUCAAUAUAACAGCCGCCGCCGUAGCCCUAACAAUUUUCGAGGAAGUGGCGGAGGUGGAGGAGGAGGAGGAGGGGGUAGCCGUCCUUUUGAUAGUCCUCCGCGUCAUCCACCGGGUGGUGGCGGUGGAGGAGGAUUCAGGCCAAUGGGUGGCGGUGGAGGAGGAGGAGGUUUCCUUCCUAUGGGCGGAGCGUUUGGGUCGAACUAUCCGGUGGCGCCGCCACCGUUGCCGCAAGUUUCGGGACAGAAAAGAGGUUUUUCUGGCCGAGGGUCUUCUCCUGAUCGAUUUGACGGUGGCAGUUUUGCGAAACUUUUUGUUGGCUCUGUUCCAAAGACAGCCACUGAAGAGGAUAUUCGCCCUUUCUUUGAAGAACAUGGACAUGUGAUAGAGGUUGCUUUAAUCAAAGACAAGAGGACUGGACAACAACAAGGUUGUUGUUUUAUAAAAUAUGCAACUUCAGAAGAAGCUGAUAGGGCCAUUAGAGCCUUGCACAAUCAACAUACUUUGCCUGGGGGAAUGGGUCCUAUCCAAGUUCGAUAUGCUGAUGGGGAGCGGGAACGUCUUGGUGCAGUUGAGUACAAAUUGUUCGUGGGCUCACUGAACAAACAAGCUACUGAAAAAGAAGUUGAAGAAAUUUUUUCACCAUAUGGUAGAGUUGAAGAUGUUUACCUCAUGCGUGAUGAAUAUAAGCUGAGUCGUGGAUGUGGAUUUGUUAAAUACUCUAACAGAGAGAUGGCACUGGCAGCUAUAAAUGCUCUUAAUGGAAUUUAUACCAUGAGAGGAUGUGAUCAACCAUUAACUGUCCGGUUUGCUGAUCCUAAGAGGCCUAGGCUUGGAGACUCAAGGACUUCUCCAGCAUUUGGAGGUCCCGGUUUUGGUCCUCGGUUUCCACCACCAGGGCCUAGACCAGCACCCAAGUUUGGUGAGCCUAUGGGUGAUCGAAUUCCUCAGAAUGCUUGGCAUCCAAUGAGUCCUCAGAACAUGGGACCAUCUUCAAAUCCGGGCAUCCGUGGUUUUGGGAAUCAGUUGCUUCCUAGGUCUGGUGAUCUAGGAAUGCCUUUAAAUCCGGGUGGUCCUACUGAUGGUCCUCUUCCAGGACUUGCUGUUUCUUCAACUUCAUCUGCUUCACAACAGAGUUUUAACCAACCUUUAUCACAAGUACCAUCUCUUGGUCAGCAAAUAUCGCCAUUACAGAAGCCGCGUCAAUCCCCUCAGCAUAUAAAUCCUUCACUUCAACUACAUCCUCCGGCUCCAUCUUCUUACCCGCAGACUCAGAGUUCCCAUGUUGGUCAGCUACAGGUUCCUAGUCAGACACCCUUCAGCCAAGCAAUGCCAUCACAGCAUUUACAUGGCUUGAGUGGACAGUUGACUGGUUCUCAACCUCAGGUUCAGCAUAUAGCUUCAUCUGCUCCAUCACUACAAACUCUUCAAAAUCUGAAUCUGCAAUCCAAUCCAGUGUCCAAUGCUACAAAUCAACAGCAGUUGCCUGCUCCUGUCCAGCAGCAAAUGCUUCAACCUUAUCAGCAAUCCCCUUCUCAGUUAGCUCAGAUGCUGUCACAGCAGACUCAAACUCUGCAAGCGACCUUUCAAUCAUCCCAGCAGGCGUUCUCUCAACUGCAGCAGCAAUUGCAGCUGAUGCAGCCAUCUAAUCAAAAUCUAUCAUCGCAGCAGGGUUCUCAGUCUACAAAACAGCAGUCUCAGUGGGCUGGGAUUGCACCACAGACAGUUGCCAGCGCUCCUGGUUCCACACCAGCUGCAGAUGCACCCCCAUCUACAUCGGCUGCCCCUGCUGUAUCUGUAACAACCCAAACUGUACCUCCCGUAAAAUGUAAUUGGACAGAGCAUACCUCCCCAGAUGGAUACAAGUACUAUUAUAAUGGCAUAACUGGUGAAAGCAAGUGGGAGAAACCCGAAGAGUUAAUAUUAUUUGAACAGCAGCAGCAGCAACAAAAACCACCAGUUCAACAGCCUCAAAACCAGUCAAACCCCCAAGUUUUGCCUGCACAGCAGCUUCCACAAGCACAACAGAUGCACCUUCAACCACAGCUCCGUCAACAACAGCAGCAGUUGCAACAGCCAUUUUCUUCAUCGUAUCCAGCUUCUGGAGUUAGAGGUCAACAUAGUGCUCAGGAACAUGGAUAUCCUCAAUUACCAACUGCAGCUGGUUCAGUCAAUGAUCCAACACGCUUCCAACAGCAGGGGGUCCAGGCUGCUCAGGAGUGGAUGUGGAAGAAUAAGCCAUCAGGGACUUGAAGUGGAAAGGUAGAAUUAGAGGUGGCCCAGUGGCAAAACUACAUGUUUGAAGAAUCCGAAAGCCAGAGACUUUGUAUCAAACUUCCGGCAAGGGUGAGCUAGAACAGCUGCUUAUAAUUCGAAUGCCAGACCAGCAUUAAUCUUUAUCACAUCGAUUAUUAUCCCAUCUUCCGCCCUGGAGUUAUUGGCUUUGAUGAAAUAAUCCUCUGUGCAAUGGAUGCCUUUGUAACACAAAGUUGUUGCCGCAUUUUGUAACAUAAUACUAGUUGGUAUAGUUAAAUAAUGUUUAGCCAAAAUCAUAUAUAGUAAAUCAUAACAUUAAUGUGGGAUUGCUGAGCUCUUUGUACAUCUGAUGCAAAUUUAUGCUAGGAGUUGAAGCCUUGAAGGCCACUCUAUUCUUUUUG